Messenger RNA from Daphnia pulex (common water flea), 990 nucleotides. Its product is annotated as uroporphyrinogen-III synthase-like. The coding region runs from base 1 to 990 and encodes 329 amino acids. Gene Ontology annotation, molecular function: uroporphyrinogen-III synthase activity. The record is from RefSeq and is a predicted model, not a curated record. The transcript is spliced from 7 exons. Gene Ontology annotation, biological process: uroporphyrinogen III biosynthetic process. NCBI's taxonomy places the organism in Eukaryota, Metazoa, Arthropoda, Branchiopoda, Diplostraca, Daphniidae.
AUGACAUUUUCCAUCACCUUGUUCAAGAGAAGCGUUUAUGAUAUUUACAGAUUGACCAGAUUGACAGUCAUCGGAGUUUCGGAGAUCCGACUCAUCGCAAAUGUUGUUCAUCUUUAUCAAACUGCUCAUCGCACUUUAGUCGUGUCUAGUUUUCGGCUUCUCAAGGAAGAGUGGUGUCACGUCUUAUCUGCCGCAGUACAAGGGUUCCGUUGCAAUCGAGCGAUGUCAGGUGGUUCACGAGGCAUAGUGGCUCUUUUCAAAUCUACGGAUGAAACUACUUCUAAUGACGAUCGCUACUUAUCCAUUCUAGAAGAGAACAACUUUAUAGGAAUGUUGGUCCCAACACUCUCAUUUCAGUUUCAAACAGAACAUCUAAGAGAAUGUCUUAAUCAACCGGAAAAAUACUCAGGAAUGAUAUUAACGAGCCAGAGAUCUGCAGAAUCUGUUAAUAAAGCUUUUGCUGAUUUGUCUGAUGCAUGGAAAGAGAAGCGACACUAUUGUGUUGGUAUUAAAACCGCAGAAACGGCUGCGACGCUUCUUGGCUUAAAGAAUCUGGCAGGACAAGAUUGCGGAAAUGCAGCGAAUCUCAGUUCAUUAAUAGUGCAGGAAUUUCAAAAUGGUUAUCUCCCGCUGCCACUCCUAUUUCCGUGUAGUAGCUUAAAGAUGGAUACUCUUCCGCGAACACUAGCAGAACACGAUGUAUCCAUUGAAAUAGUAAACAGCUACGUGACUGUUCCCCACCCACUUUUACAGGACUUUGUUCUUCAACUGUCCCAUAAAGUACCUGAUUAUCUAGUUUUUUUUAGCCCUUCUGGCGUGAAUUUCAGUUUACCAUUCAUUCGGGAAUUGGGCUUAAUCGCCAAUUCUAAAAUUAUUAGCAUAGGUUCUACUACAGAACGUGCUUUGCAGGAUUCCAACAUUUCCGUUAGCCGAGUUUGCAGAAAACCAACUCCGGAAGAUUUCAUUGCAGCAAUUAAUUCUUUAUCUUAA